Hyalella azteca is the source of this 1279-nucleotide messenger RNA. RefSeq lists its product as uncharacterized. Bases 10 to 669 code for a protein of 219 amino acids. The transcript is spliced from 4 exons. The record is from RefSeq and is a predicted model, not a curated record. NCBI's taxonomy places the organism in Eukaryota, Metazoa, Arthropoda, Malacostraca, Amphipoda, Hyalellidae.
CCUAGCACGAUGAAUGUUUCCUUUAAUGAAGCACGUCUGCUGAAAAUCAAGAAUGACUUGUCGAUUGAUAUGCCUUCCAAAAGUUUUGGAAUGUCUUUGCCUUCAGAAGACCAAGCAAACGUCGUCGUGUACGAUGCGAGGGGCAACAGUCGAAAAUUCCUUAGCGCAGCCGUUGACCUGGAGUCCUGCAUCACCUCGGCUCCCUGUGGUGACGUGGCGCUCAUACCUUACCAGCUCACUUCGCCUCCUCCCAUAGUCCUACUCAAGAACUGCGGCCAGACGAUCACACUUCCGGACCCCGGGGAGUUCGGGGUCUACGUCUUGUCUCAUCCUGGGCUCGGGUGUCGGUAUUUCCCCAACGAGGCUGUGACCGACUGCUCUGUGAAAUUAACGCACACGACGGACCUCACAGCAAAGUUCAAGAUCAUCUUUGACCCGUCGACUGACUUCAAGGGGGACGACGAGUGUGACGGGUACAGUGUUGAGUUUGACACGGACGGGACGGGGAGUGGCGCCAACUUCAACUACUGCACGGACACCACCGGUGUUACAGAGGCAUCUUUCACGGGAGAGCUCACCAUCAUCCUGAAAGGCUCAUCGACUAAUAAGAGGAAGAAAAUUGGAUUCAUCUUCCUCAUCAAACUCGAAGAAGGCGGUCAAGGCGAAUAACAUUAUUUCUUUGUCUUCGACUGUCAAAAAAAACGUGUAGGUGUCAGUUCCGUUAAGUUCUCAUUAUCAGCGUAGGUAUCAUUUCCCCUUAAGUGACACUGCCAUCAGCGUAUGUGUCAGUUCCCCUCAAGUCACUCUGCCAUCAGCGUAGGUAUCAGUUCCCCUUUAGUCACUCUGCCAUCAGCGUAGGUAUAAUUUCCCCUUAAGUGACACUGCCAUCAGCGUAUGUGUCAGUUCCCCUCAAGUCACGUUGCUUUCAGCGUAGGUAUCAGUUCUCCUUAUGUCACGCUGCCAUCAGCGUAUGUGUCAGUUCCCCUCAAGUCACGCUGCCAUCAGCGUAGGUAUCAUUUCCACUUAAGUGACACUGCCAUCAGCGUAUGUGUCAGUUCCCCUCAAGUCACGCUGCUAUUAGCGUAGUUAUCAGUUCCCCUUUAGUCACUCUGCCAUCAGCGUAGGUAUCAGUUCCCCUCAAUUCACCCUAAACGUCAGUUUCUGCCGUAACUUUGCUGGGGUUUCGAGCAAAGUAUUUCCGACUGUCUCGCGUUAUAUCCAAAGAUUUUUUGAUGCUGCUUUGAUGUUUUUUUAGAACGCACUGUGCUCUGAGUGACUU